This is a messenger RNA of Clunio marinus, 1041 nucleotides long. NCBI's taxonomy places the organism in Eukaryota, Metazoa, Arthropoda, Insecta, Diptera, Chironomidae. The record is from the annotation of a GenBank genome assembly.
UCUCUCAGUCUUGUUUCAAAGGUGAGAAAAUUAAGAAGUUCUAAGAUGAAAGCUUUCGUUGCAAGUUUUUUACUUUUCGGCUUGAUUGCCUAUUGUUAUGGAGUUUCACAACCAGUGAUUAAAGAUACUAAGACUGAAGGAUGCGUAGGCGACAAGUGUGGAGCACAUUGUGCAUGGGAAGGUGCUCAAAUUUUCCCUGGUGAAUUUCUGAAUCAACCAGGAAAAUGCAGAAAAUUAUUCUGUGCUGACAAUUUCGAUAUUCGCAUCACACCUUGUCCUCCACCUACUGCUGAGUACGAGUGGGUAGACAGAGAUGAAACCAAACUUUAUCCUGAUUGCUGUGGAGUUAAAAAGGACCGCCGCCCUAAGAUUGACUAAGAUUUAUCCGAUGAUUGAUUCUCAUGUAAUGAAAGUUUAUUCAAAAUCUCUACUAAAUACUUAGUUCUCAUUUUGGAACAGUUUGAUGUUUGAGUGAAAAUUGUGGUGUAAUUAUAAAAUAUGAUGUUAAAGCGUUGAGCCAAUAAAAAUUUUGAACUAAACAAAUAUGAUUUCUAAGUGUUUAUCCAACGUACAAAUUUUCUGAUUACAUAAUCAUAAAAUGUGAAGAAACUUCCUAAACAAGUUCUUCAAGAUAUAAGUUUAAAAUAAAAAACAAAACUAUCUCCCUUAAAAGCUUUCAAGAGUAAUUAGUAGUGGAUAGAAUUAUUCUAUUCUAAAACCUGUCUUCCACAUCUGGACCUAACUAGUUAUAAAUUCGUCUUUUUCAUUUACUUAGAUUAAAUUAGUAAUUUUUUCUUUUGAAUAUCUUGUGGAUUCUUCGCGGAUAUUAUCGCCGACAAUAAAGUUUAAACUUUAAACUCAUAAAAGUAAGAGUGUAAAUAAUUUCCAUUUCCGGAAACACCUUUUGAACGGAAUUUAAAUAAUUUCAAACCACUUAAACAAGUUCUACCUUUGAAAGCAGAAUACUCAAAGAAAGAAAAAAUAAAGCAUGUAGAAGUUUGUAAACAGAUUAAAGAUCACGUUUCAACUGAACUCGUGAAG